Messenger RNA from Echinostoma caproni, 297 nucleotides. Lineage: Eukaryota; Metazoa; Platyhelminthes; Trematoda; Plagiorchiida; Echinostomatidae. The record is from the annotation of a GenBank genome assembly.
AUGUCGUGCCCUAAAUUCUUAGGCACCCAUUUGAAAAACGAUCCUUCCCUUCUGACUAGUUUUUCUUCUCAACCCCGAUUAAUCCCAGAUGCCUCCUGUUUACGCCGCUCAUCGAAUAUCACUCAGCAGUUCACCAUCAAGGCCAAAGAUUCAGAAGCUAUAGGAAUCUUAAAGGCAAAAUCCCCUUUUCACUUGGUCGCGUUCUAUGUCCUCACGCUCUAUCAGAUUGGCCAACAAGCUGCCCUGGCUAAAACUCUCGAAACUUUCAAUCUACCUCUCUGCGUUCUCCUAAUCUAA